Molecule: messenger RNA, 1677 nt
Organism: Zeugodacus cucurbitae (melon fly)
Lineage: Eukaryota; Metazoa; Arthropoda; Insecta; Diptera; Tephritidae
Gene: ATPsynbeta
Product: ATP synthase subunit beta, mitochondrial
Exons: 4
Coding region: 95-1615 (506 amino acids)
Biological process (GO): proton transmembrane transport; proton motive force-driven mitochondrial ATP synthesis
Molecular function (GO): proton-transporting ATP synthase activity, rotational mechanism; ATP binding; ATP hydrolysis activity
Source: RefSeq, a predicted model, not a curated record
GUGCUUGAAUUCGCCUUGCAUAAUUCCAAUUGGUGCUGUCAGUAGGUCUGUCAACAUUCUAAGUUAAUAUUCCAGUACAUCGAAUGGUAGCAAUAUGUUCGCGAUGAGGGCUAUUUCAAAAUCUGAUAAAAAUCUUUUCCCGAUUUUAUGUAAAACCACUCGUGGUUUGGCUGCAAAAGCCGCAGGCCAAGUUGCUGCUGGGGCUAAUGGCAAAGUUGUAGCUGUAAUUGGUGCCGUUGUCGAUGUACAGUUCGACGAUGACUUGCCGCCAAUUUUGAACGCUUUGGAAGUGGAAAAUCGUGCUCCGCGCCUUGUGUUGGAAGUCGCUCAACAUUUGGGUGAAAACACAGUGCGUACAAUUGCUAUGGAUGGUACGGAGGGUCUGGUACGUGGACAAAAGGUUCUGGAUACUGGUUACCCAAUUCGUAUCCCAGUUGGUGCUGAAACGUUGGGUCGUAUCAUUAAUGUUAUUGGUGAACCUAUUGAUGAACGUGGUCCGAUUCCGACCAAUAAGUCUGCACCUAUUCACGCUGAAGCGCCAGAAUUCGUUGAGAUGUCUGUCGAACAAGAAAUUCUGGUAACUGGCAUUAAAGUUGUCGAUUUAUUAGCCCCUUAUGCCAAGGGUGGCAAAAUUGGUUUGUUCGGUGGUGCUGGUGUCGGCAAAACUGUAUUGAUUAUGGAGCUGAUUAAUAAUGUAGCUAAGGCUCAUGGUGGUUAUUCUGUAUUCGCCGGUGUAGGCGAACGCACACGCGAAGGCAAUGAUUUGUAUAAUGAAAUGAUUGAGUCUGGUGUCAUUUCAUUGAAGGAUAAGACAUCGAAAGUCGCUUUGGUAUAUGGUCAAAUGAAUGAGCCCCCAGGCGCUCGUGCUCGAGUUGCCUUGACUGGGUUGACUGUUGCUGAAUAUUUCCGUGAUCAGGAGGGACAAGAUGUACUGCUUUUCAUUGACAACAUUUUCCGCUUCACCCAAGCUGGUUCAGAAGUGUCUGCUUUGUUAGGUCGUAUUCCAUCAGCUGUGGGUUACCAGCCAACAUUGGCCACUGAUAUGGGUUCCAUGCAGGAACGUAUUACAACUACAAAGAAGGGUUCCAUUACCUCCGUACAGGCUAUUUACGUGCCGGCUGAUGAUUUGACCGAUCCUGCUCCAGCAACAACAUUUGCUCAUUUGGAUGCUACAACUGUAUUAUCGCGUGCCAUUGCAGAAUUGGGCAUUUAUCCCGCUGUGGAUCCCUUGGAUUCCACAUCUCGUAUUAUGGACCCCAACAUUAUUGGCCAAGAGCAUUACAACGUAGCUCGUGGUGUCCAGAAAAUUUUGCAAGAUUACAAAUCUCUUCAGGAUAUUAUUGCUAUUUUGGGAAUGGAUGAGUUGUCUGAAGAAGACAAACUUACGGUUGCUCGCGCUCGCAAGAUUCAACGUUUUCUGUCUCAACCAUUCCAGGUCGCAGAAGUGUUUACUGGUCAUGCUGGAAAACUAGUCCCAUUGGAAGAAACUAUCAAGGGAUUCACUCAAAUUUUGUCGGGAGAAUACGAUCAUCUGCCUGAAGUCGCCUUCUAUAUGGUUGGACCAAUCGAAGAAGUCGUGCAAAAGGCAGAACGCUUAGCUAAAGAAGCUGCCUAAAUUCGAAAUUUCUAUUAAACUUAAUAAAACAAUAAAUCCGAUAAAGAUUGAUACGAAGUCCA